Molecule: messenger RNA, 3320 nt
Organism: Schistocerca americana (American grasshopper)
Lineage: Eukaryota; Metazoa; Arthropoda; Insecta; Orthoptera; Acrididae
Product: tudor and KH domain-containing protein homolog
Exons: 12
Coding region: 427-1995 (522 amino acids)
Biological process (GO): spermatogenesis
Molecular function (GO): RNA binding
Source: RefSeq, a predicted model, not a curated record
UGUAAUUUGGUGAAAGCGAAACAACAGAAUGUGAUAUUUGAAAAAGAGUACUAAGUAAAUAUAAAUAAUAGGUUUUAAGUGAUUUUUGCGUUGCUAAUUAAUAAGCAUUACCUUAAAACUUUCAAGAUAACAGUCCGAUAUUCGUAUAGUGGUCCAUUCGACGGGAUUACAAUGAUAUUGUGUCAUCACUAUGUUUAUGUGUGUGACCCACCUUGUCGCUUGUGUGCUUGAAAGCUUGCAGUGGUCUGUCUGAAGAUACAUAGAAGCGACAGUGGACCUAUCAGUUUUGUGGCGCCAAACUGCAGAGGUACUUUGUAUGCUUCACAAAUGCAAAACUAGCCAAAGUUGCACCAGUGAAACAGAAUUCGAAUAAAAAUGCUGUACAUUUGUGAGAAUUGAUGGAAGAACCCAGCUGUUAGCUCAACAAUGAAUAUUAAGUUACCUCUUGUUCCUAUUGCUGUUGCACUUUCGCUUUCGGGCAUUAGUGCUGUGCUGCUGUAUAUUCUUUUAAAAAAUAAUGAAGAUGAAUACGAAGUAAUUGACAAAGCUAGAUACGCUAAAUAUGUGACACUAGAAGUGAAGAUUCCAAAAGAAAGUGUUGGUGUAGUCAUCGGACGAGGUGGGUCCAACAUAAAGCAGAUUCAGGAGGAAACAUGCACAAAAAUCUCUAUGAAGGAAGAAAAGGAAGAAGAGAUUUACAAUAGGAUUUGUGAGAUAAGAGGAAUGCCAGAAGCAGCUGAGAAGGCACGCUUAAUGAUUCGUAACAUAAUUAUGAACCAGCCAUUAAUAACAACACGGGAAACCUUUGUGCCUGAGUCAGCUUGUGGCAGAAUAAUUGGUAAAAAUGGCACAAAUAUCCGAAAUAUAUCGAGUGCAUCUUCUGCAAGAAUACAAAUAGAUAGAUAUUCAUCAUCUAGAGAUACAUAUGGUGGUAAUGUGGAACCUGAGCGACGAGUGGUCAUUAAAGGCACAGAAGAACAGAUAGAAUUGGCUAUAGCAUUAAUAAAAGAGAAGGUGGAGGAGGACCGAGAGAUACGGUCAAAAAUGCAAGAGAGUAUUGCCAACCGCUCUCCUAGGAAACCAGAUAAAGCUCUGUGUCUGACUGCUGCUGCCACUGAUUCCUCAUCAAGCCACAAGUCAUAUGUGUCAGAGAAACUGAAUCCUGCUGGAGGAGAUGGCUACAUUCCUGUUUUUGUUUCUGCUUUGACAGAUCCGAGCUGUUUCUUUGUGCAGUUGGUGGGACAACAUGCAGUUGAACUAGACCAUCUCGUAGAAGAAAUGACGCAGUAUUACAGCAAAGAGGAAAAUCAAGAAAUUCAUAGAGUAAAUGAGAUAAGUGUAGGACAGCUAGUAGCAGCACCCUUUACUAAUGAUGAAAUGUGGUAUAGGGCCAUAGUGAGAAAUGUUACUCUGGAUGAGUACGAUCCAAAAGAAAGUGACUUGCUGCUUUUCUAUCUUGAUUAUGGGGACUCGGCUGAUGUCAAGCAGAAACAGGUGUUUCACUUGCGAACAGACUUCUUAAGACUCCGAUUCCAGGCUAUUGAAUGCUGCCUCGCAAAUGUUAAGCCAAAAGGUGAUCAGUGGUCAGAAGAAGCUAGGGAACUCAUGGAGGAUUUGUGCCAUGUGGCACAGUGGGUUGUAAUUAUGGCACGAGUGGAUGGAUACAGAGAACGGCCACGUACAGACCAGCGACAAGAGCGUGAAGGCAGUCCUGUUCCGUGUGUAUCACUUGUCAACACCACAGGACCCAAGGAUGUACCUGUUGCAGCAGAACUUGUUAAACGUGACCUAGCUGAAUGGGAGAAGCCAGUUGCUACAGAAACCAGUUCAAGUGCGAAUAACAAUAUAGCAGAGAAGACUGUAAAUGGUAUCACUAACUCAGAAAGCAGUUCUCGUACAUCAAACUUGUCAUAUGAAAACAGUGAACAUAAACAGUCAUUACCUCUGUUGCCAGACAGUGAUUCGGAUGAAGAAAGUGAUUUGGAAAUUACUUAAUGCUAUCCUUGGAACAAUCAUUUCACAUUUCUGAUAGUUUUUAUUUAUUCUCUGGAUGUUUAUGUUAAUGAAAUUGAGUUCCUUUAAGUAAUUUCUAUAUCAUUUACUGCUUUCAAGUGGUGAUUUCACUCGGAUAAAGUCUCUGACACCUACCAUGUCCUCCCCCUACACGAAUGAUCGGUAUCUCUCCCUCCCUCCCUCUCUCCCUCCCCCCUUGCCCUCUCCCCCCACCCUCCACCACCACCCUCCACCCCUUCCCCACAAUCAAUAUCAUGAUGCAAUUUCUCGCCAUAGUUUUAUCAAUGUAACCAUUUUUUUUCCUGCCCAGUCUGCCAUCUUUUUUUUUUUUUUAAUCAGACUUAUGGCCAGUCAGCUUCCCUUAAUGAAAUUUUUUCGUAAAAUCGUCUUGGCAUAACAGUAAGUUAUUCCUUGAAUUAACUAUUGUGUUGUGAUAGUAAUGGGUUGUGCUUCAUGUCUGCGUGUUAAAUAUUUAGAAGCUGAUAAAAUUGGUAUAAUUAAUAAAGCAUUUAAAGUCAAUAAUUUUUUUGAACAUAGUUUCUGACAGUAUCUAAUAUCAGUUGCUCUGGAUGGACUUCCCAUUCUGAAAGUAUGUUUUCUGGCUGUAAAUUUUAUUUUAGUGGUGUCUGCCCAUGAAAAAGUUUUCAAGGGGAGUAGAUCACUGCAUUAAUAGAUACUGAAUAGUAUUUUAUUUGUUUGUUUGAUUGUUUGUUUCUAACUCUUUUUUUUAGUUUUGGUGUUGUGCAUACUGUCCUAAAUAGGACACAUUUUGUUCUACUGCUUUGUAGGGGUUUUGUAAGCAGUAAAUCAGUUACAGUAAUAUUGAUUGCUCUAAUACAUUCAGAAGGAAAAAUUUAAUUCAUAUUUGUUUGUAGGCCUUAGGCAUUUUACUUUAUAGCUUUGCACUGCUACAUGGCAGAAAUUAAUAUGAAAUUACAACUUCUGUUAACUUAAACCAAAAAACUUAAGUCAUGUGCCAGCUGCUGUUAGAGAUUCCUGAAAACCACAAGGGCAGUGAAGUUUUAUGUUUUCAGUUUCCAAUUAUUAUUGUUGCAUUUUGGUGUAAAAGAUGGCUUAAAAUACUUAUGAAACAUAUUGAUCUGGUAAUGUUAUUGGCUUACCCAAACUUUUAUAAUUAUUAUUUUAUUUCUUAACUGUAUUCUGAGUUUUAUUCUAUUUUGAGGAUAACUGGAUUGUGAUGUCUUUGAAGACUGAGUUUUUAAAGAUGUGUGAAUAAUAUGUUCACAGUACCAGGCAAUAAGUCAUGUCAUUUGACUGUCCUUUCAUAAUAAACAUGCUUUAAACAA